Molecule: messenger RNA, 1156 nt
Organism: Dicrocoelium dendriticum
Lineage: Eukaryota; Metazoa; Platyhelminthes; Trematoda; Plagiorchiida; Dicrocoeliidae
Source: the annotation of a GenBank genome assembly
UAACGGUAAUAUCGUUUAGGCCACAGUAAGGUGCGGAAAAAUAUUUUGUCUUUGGACUACCGUGGUUAUGGCGCUGCGGAGAUUGUAUUCGGUUUCUGUUGGGAAGACCCACCUGCUGCCUACUUCAUCACAUUACCCAGCUUGUAUUUUUGCUCACCAUUCUGCAUGUGAACCUGGAGCAUCAACAAACGCAUGCGACGUUCCUGUAGAUAUCAAAUUUCAAGAUCCAAGGACUGCUAAUCUUUCAAAAACCAAUAUGGAUAUCGUACGUGGCCUUUUCGUUUUUCGUCUGUGUUCCAUGCCGUUUCUGGUCAGGCACAAUAAGAAACUUAUGGAACUGGGUCGUAGGUUACUGGGAAGGAGUUUAUUUCGUUCCUUUAUGAAGAUGACAUUUUACGGCCACUUCGUUGGAGGAGAAAACAUUGAAAGCAUUAAUCAAGUCAUCGCCCGAAUUAGAAAGUUUGGUGUCAAGUCUAUACUGGACUACAGUGUAGAAAAAGACAUAGACGAAACCGAGGCGGUCGAGAGAGUCAAAGAAAGUUUGGCAGAGGUUGUCCGUGAGCCCAAAGUGCGACCAGCAGCGGCAACACGGGAGUACCAAACAAGUCUUCAAUUUGCUGAUCGAUCGCAAAAUGUGAUAGCAGCACGUACUUACUUCUAUGAAUCUGAGUAUCAGUGUGAUACAAAUAUGGAGAUUUUUCUCCGAUGUAUUGAUUACGUCACAAGCUCCACGAAGAAGGAGGGCUUUGCCGCUAUAAAAUUAACCGCACUUGGCAGGCCACAAUUAUUGCUUCAAAUGUCUGAUCUUCUCGUUCAAAUGCAAAGGCUCUUUUACCUGCUAGUUGGAUGUACCAAAACAAACAGCACAUCGGGUUAUAAUCGACCAAGUCUCGAUAUGGACAGCUUUCGGAAGCGGCUGGAGUCGCUUGGUGUCGAAAUUUCCUACGACGAAAAUGUUAAAUGGUUUACUUUACUUGACGUUUCUGGAGAUGGCGUUGUUGAUUUGUUAGACUGGAGCCACCUGAAAUCGAUCGAACAUGACUUGGCUCACAUCUUCUCAGUCAAAAAUAAACAAUUGAUGGAAUUUUAUUUUUCUUGCAAAAUGCGGACAUUUCAGAAGGAAACUCAGUGUGAGUUAUUCUAUUAUUUUACAUGA